GAUGCAACAUUUUGACAUCUAGCCACCUGCCAAAAUUGUCUUCGUGAGAUUAUAACCCAAUUCUUUCGUAUCUUGUGCACAUUUAGUGAUCAAUUACAAAUCAUGGAUGACGAUAUGGUAUUCGAUCCUUCUCUAAAGAAGAAGAAGAAGAAAAAGACUGGUUUCGAUUUAGAAGCCGCGCUGGCAGAACAGGGCGAAAGCACGAGUGCCGAGGCGCCUGCCGAAACGGGUGACGUAGACUUGCCCGAGGAUGAAAAUCUUGAUUUGGAUAACUUCGGAAAGAAGAAGAAAAAGAAAAAGAAGACGUUCUUUAACUUAGAUGAGAUGGAGAACGCGCUGCCGGACACGCGGGAGGAGAGGCCGCCCGCCGAGGAGCCCGAGCAGCAGGAGGACGAGGUUAUCGACGACCUCGACCUCGACAUAGACUUCUCAAAGACUAAAAAGAAGAAGAAGAAGAAAAACAUCGACGAGCUGGCUCUCGACGACGACAAGGCUGAAGACCAAGAGAACCAAGAGGACACGCACGGCGACUGGCAGGAGAGCGAGCGCGACUACACGUACGACGAACUCCUGGACAGGGUUUUCGACAUCAUGCGCGAGAAGAACCCCAACAUGGUCUCAGGGAAGAAGCAGAAAUUCAUCAUGAGGCCGCCCCAGGUUGUCAGAAUUGGCACCAAGAAAACAUCAUUUGCGAACUUUACAGAAAUCUGCAAAACUCUACAUAGGCAGCCCAAACAUUUAUUAGAUUUCCUGCUAGCUGAGUUGGGUACAAGUGGGUCAGUGGACGGUAACAGCCAGCUUAUUAUCAAGGGCAGGUUCCAGCAGAAACAGAUAGAGAAUGUGCUCCGUCGAUAUAUUAAGGAAUACGUAACAUGUCACACCUGUCGUUCCCCUGACACCAUUUUACAAAAAGACACGAGAUUGUUCUUCCUUCAGUGUGAGACGUGCGGAUCUCGCUGCUCCGUGGCUAGCAUCAAAUCAGGUUUCCAGGCUGUCACUGGUAAACGUGCUGCAAUCCGUGCAAAGACUGCAUAGAGUAUUAGUGCUUAGUGAUAAACAAUUUUACAGUCAAGGACCUGGGGUAUGUCCAGUAAUAUUCCUUGCCCUUGUCUAUACGAUCUUGUCAGUGUCUGAUGUUAAUUGUGUAUGUAAAUCUAAUGUAAUGAUUGUGCAAUUUUGUAUGUAGUUUCUUUAAAAUAAGUAUGGUUACCUUGUUAGUCAUACAAAUAAAAACUAUACUCAUUACAUCAGACAAACAAGAUGUACUUUAACUUUCCAAGAACAUCUUGACAUUGUAAUGAUAUUGUAAACAAGGAAACUAAUUUGAAAUAAUAAUGUGUAAAGAUAUAGGAUAAGGAUUUAUCUGAAUAUACCCCAAAGCAACCCUAUAUUUAUGUAUAGCCCACUUCUGUAUUAUUCUCAUUGGUACACAAUGUUUUUAUA
Molecule: messenger RNA, 1443 nt
Organism: Pectinophora gossypiella (pink bollworm)
Lineage: Eukaryota; Metazoa; Arthropoda; Insecta; Lepidoptera; Gelechiidae
Gene: eIF2beta
Product: eukaryotic translation initiation factor 2 subunit 2
Exons: 1
Coding region: 103-1035 (310 amino acids)
Biological process (GO): formation of cytoplasmic translation initiation complex; translational initiation; formation of translation preinitiation complex
Cellular component (GO): eukaryotic translation initiation factor 2 complex
Molecular function (GO): translation initiation factor binding; mRNA binding; translation initiation factor activity
Source: RefSeq, a predicted model, not a curated record